ACCGCCGCGCCGACCGCACGUCAUCUCCCGCGUGCUGACGAGAUCGGUAUCGAGUGACAGUUGCAUUGCAGUGAUUGUGUUGCAGGGCUUCAGACCGCGCGCGAAGCGGACCAUGUAGUGAACGUUCACCGGGCGAUACGACAUGGCCGACAUAAUGUGUGAGGAUGUCGGUUACGAGUACGACACGACCAAGAUCCCCGAUAUCGUGACGCCGGACGAGAUGGCGGAGUCGGGCUACCAGGACUCGGAGCGGAGCUUCGGGGAGUGCGAGAAGGGCUGGGCGAAGGACUGGGAGCGCCGGGACUCGAAGGACUUCGAGAGCCAAGGGGACUCAAAGGAGGGCUUCUGCGACUCGGACAGCGGGGUGGACGGCAGCGGCUGCAGCACGGACGACUGCCCCGUGGUGUCCGCCAACGACGUGCUGGCGUACUACGACGUGCGCCCGCGCCGCCGCCGCGCGCCGCCGCUCAACUUUUACCACGUCGAUAUCGAGAGGAUGGCCAUGGACGCUAUUGUUCAGAGCGAAUCGAGCUACACCUCUUCUGAAGAAGGCUGCGGCGGCGAGCGGCACGCCGUGCUGAGCUACGAGCAGGUGCGGCGGCUGAACGACGUGAUGGACGAGGUGGUGGCCAUCCCCGGGCGCGGCAACUUCCCCACGCUGCACGUGCGCCUGCGCGAGCUGGUGGCCGGCGUGCGCGCGCGCCUCACCGCCGCGCAGGUGGACGGCGGCGCCGGCGUGGCCGUGCGCGACGUGCGCCUCAACGGCGGCGCCGCCUCGCACGUGCUGGCAGACCGCCCGCAGCCCUACUCCGACAUCGACCUCAUCUUCACCGCCGACCUGCCCACCGCGCGCCACUGCGACCGCGUCAAGGCCGCCGUGCUCGGCCACCUGGCCACGCUGCUGCCGCCCACCACGCCGCGCCGCCGCGCCACCCCAGCCGGCCUCAAGGAGGCCUACGUCUCCAAGAUGGUGCGCGUCAACUCGGACGGGGACCGGUGGUCGCUUAUCUCCCUCGGGAACUCGCGGGGCCACAAGUCGGUCGAGCUCAAGUUCGUGGACACGAUGCGCCGCCAGUUCGAGUUCUCAGUGGACUCGUUCCAGAUCGCCCUAGACUCCCUGCUCGCGUUCCACGAGUGCGCGCAGCUGCCGAUCGGCGAGAACUUCUACCCGACGGUGGUUGGCGAGUCCGUGUACGGCGACUUCGGCGAGGCGCUGCUGCACCUGUCGGAGAAGCUGAUCGCCACGCGCCAGCCGGAGGAGAUCCGGGGGGGCGGCCUCCUCAAGUACUGCGCGCUGCUGGCGAAGGGCUACCGGCCCGCGCGGCCGGACAAGAUCAAGAUCCUCGAGCGCUACAUGUGCUCGCGAUUCUUCAUAGACUUCCCGGAACUCGGGCAACAACGUGCCAAGCUGGAGGCGUACCUGCGGAAUCACUUCGUGGGGCGGGAGGAGGAGGCGCUGAAGCAUAGGUACCUGACGCUGCUGCACGGCGUGGUGCGCGAGUCGACGGUGUGCCUGAUGGGGCACGAGCGGCGGCAGACGCUGGCGCUGAUCGCGGGGCUGGCGUGCCGCGAGCUGUGCGCGCGCGCCGUACUGGUGCCGCUGCUGCCGCCGCCGUACGUGGUGUGCGUGUGCGCGUGCGCCGCGUGCUGCCCGCAGCCGCCGCCGCCCCCCGUCUGCGACUGCUGCCCGCCGCCGCCCCCCGUCUGCCCCGCGUGACCCUGCCCCCUCCUCUCAUGAAUUUAGUGCCAAAUGUAUAUAGUGUAGCGCCGCGCGGCCGACGUCAAUUGGAUCGAUUCGAUUCUCGUCAAUUGGGGAGCGACUCGCCCGUCCGCUCCGUCGGGGCGGGGGAUAAUUUCUAGUCGUACUCCUUUCGUGUUGAUACAUUAAUAUGUCAGCAGUACGAAAAUUAUUUUCGCGGCCCGACGGACGCGACGGAGUCUGUCAGCCUAUAAAAAGACUAGUUAGUUAUUUUAAGCUUCGGACGUGUAGGUCGUCCCCGCGCCGGAGCGGCACUAGCACUAAGCAGUGAGCAGCACCCGCGGGGCCGCCCCGGCGCCGACGAGCGAGCUCAUCCAUAUUGUAUCCAUGCUGUAAACUAAAUCCAUGUUCGAUCACUUUUUGACUCCGUCGAGUCGCAUUCAAAUAUGGCAUUAUAUCUAUUGUAAGAUUCGAAGUAUAUUUGUAUCGGUUUGAAAACGGUCAGACAACGGUUCCGUUCCUCUAUGAAACUGUAAACAUAUUUUAAUAUUGUUGUUGCUCCGAAAGAUAAUCGUAUCUAUACUCGCCCGGAUGUCGUGAGCGGCCCGAGCUACAAAGUUAAGGUAAAAUAUAAACAAAAAAUAUAAAAUAUUUAAAAAAUCAAAAAAAUGGGGGACGCCUACGACAUCCGAGUCGAUGUUAAUAUAAAACACCAUAAUGGUAAAAUAUUUUAGGAACAUUUACAAGUAGCGAAGUCAUAUAUUAACAGAGUACUUAGAACUUCUCGUAGUCUUCUCAUUACGUCGGUAGAUGUAUGGAAAAUUGUGAUUUAAUUGUUGUAGAUUAUUAUAAUGUUAUCGACGAUACUUACAUAAAAUUAUCUAGAUAAAUUCAAUAGAAUUAUAUAAUAUUGUUGUAUUUUAAUGAUAUAUUGUAGUUAUACGAAUGAGUGUCAACUGUGUCCGGCCAUCUCGUGUAUGUUUUGCCAACGCGUAUUAUUAAAGUAUACAAUGAACUAGAUUCCCCCUUAGUCGAUACGAUGUUAAACUUCGAAGUACAAGUUACACCUCUCCUCUCCCCUCUCUUAAAUCGUCGGAACAAUCUGGCUGCUCCUAUCGAACCAAAAUUUCAGAUCUCAUUUUAUUAGUUUGCAAAAUUUCCUCGAGAAAUCAUUGAAAAUUGUCGCUAGCUUAGGUCGAUUCGCCCAUUUCGUUUACUGUAAAUGUUGUUACUUCACAAAGAUGAUAUUUUUGAUGUCUUUACAUAACCGAUUCGUCGUUUUGAAUGGGCCGAACGAGUCUAGCUUUGUUAUUAUUACAGAACUGAUAAUAAUGAAAUAGAAGAAGUGUACGAACUACCCCCGCCGCAAAUAUGGAAAAAUCACUUAACAUUAGAUUUUAUGGUACAAUCCAUUUCAAUCGCUACAUCACGGUAAUAAAGUUCAUUUACUUGCAAGAGCAUACCCUCAUGAUGUGGCGUCGUCGGCUGCAAACAAAUUGCAACAAAGUUAUCUGUUUCAUUAUUAUCAGUUAUGUGGAUAUUAUCUACAUCUACAAGUAUCGUACUUAUAGUUAAUCGAAGUACAUAAUAGUGGGAUUAACUAUUACAUUAAUUAAGGAAUGAAAUACCGCUUGACUGAGACAGGCGUUAUCCUUCUGACAAGUUUUACAAACUAUUUUGUCACUUUUCUAGACUUUAUUUUGCAAGAAGUAUUCUAUAGGGCUUUUACAACCUGAAUGAAAAAUACAAAUGACUUGCGCUUAGGAAAUUAAGGUUUAUUCUGUAUUUAACUCCAUUUUCAACCCCCGGUCUCAAAAUGACGAUACGUAGAACGGGGUUGAACAUCUGGGUUUUGGAAAUAUAGGGCUUGAACACAAAAUAAACCGAAAUUAAACAGAAUAGAAUCUGCGUGUAGAAUUGUUCACUGAUGAUCAAAACUUCAACAAAAGAACAUUCAUACAUGCGCAUUCAAUUCCGUUUCCGUUUGUAAGCAUUUAUUCCUUGCCUAGGGGGUCUUUAUUAUAUUGGUCAUAAAAUUGUUUAUAUUUUGAUAUACUAUUUGCAAAGUGAGUCGCCGCUACUGUGAUUGAAUUGCUAUCUCUGUCUCACGACUACCUCCUCUCGACUAUGAAGUCCGUUAUACAAUUUUGAAAUUUUGUAAUUUAUUUCUGAUGUAAGUAGCUCGUCGUAGCUAGGCCGACGUGACGAGGUACCUUUACGAAUUAAAUAGCCAAACGUAUUUUAUGGUCUCACUAUAACCGUUAAAGUGAGUUUUUAAGAACUUAAUUUAUAUAAUGGAAAUAUAUUUAGUGUAACGAUUGUAUACGGAUGUCGGUCUAAGUCCUGUAUCUUCCUGUAUAUACGCGGUCGCUUCCAUGUAAACGGUCUAAUUAUAUUUACAGAGAGACAUCGCAGGUAGUUUAGGGUUUUUUUUAUAUUCUGUAGUUACCAUCAGUUUCAGCUAGCCUUACAUUUAUGUUUAUUUUAAUCUUAAUUCGCGAGGCGUUUGUGUGCUUUUUUAAAUUAUCCACCCGUAUCGGUUAAUCUUUUGCAGUAUUUAGUGUUUAGUUCGGAAAUUUCUUACGUUCAGUAAGUUUACGGAGCAUAAUAAUUUUGAAAAAAUCACAAGCGUCGAAAAUGUGCGUUGAUACUUAAAUUGUUCGAGGCAAAAGAAAUUCGACCAAAAAUGAUCAGAGAGUAUAACCUACUUAAAUCAGGAUAAAUGAUAAUAAAGACGGGAUCGAAAUGUUUAAUAACUAUAACAAUUUCACUGAUGCACUCGGUAUAAAUAGAAUAAUUUGAGAAGACACUAAUCUGAAAGCUAAUUACUAAUGUACGUCACAGUACGCUCACAUGAUAAUCUGAUUUAAGAAAUACAUGUAGGUACAAUAAUAAUUAUUGAUCCUUGCUCGGAUUACUGUUGCCUAUCAUUGUACUGGUCGACAGAAUUAUUUAAUCGAUAAGAAACAUGAUUGUUGACUACAAAUACAUUGUUUUCCUUCCUACGGUUUAUAAUGAAUAUUUUCUGCCGCUGAAACAGUCUUUACAAGAGAUGACUUACAAUAAACAUACAAAGAAAUAUACGGGAAAAAAUAUUUGCAGCGUUUUAUCGCUGGCUUAGUGUUUCCUGUUUUUAAACUUCAUAUUUUUUUGUGUUUACAGAAUAACAAUGACGCGAUAAUGCUUCUUAGAAUCGACCCCCUAUCAAUUAUGUUCUUAUCGUUUAAAUUCUCUGUCGACUGGUGUGGUAGCGUCGACAACGGUCAUCGCACGUCGUCGGUUGUCGACGGUACCGUCUAUUGCACAGUCGACAAUGGUCAUUAUGCGACGUCAUGCUGUCGGCUACUUGUGGUAGCUUCGGCAACGGUCGUCGCAUGUUUUCUGAUGUCGUCUGUGUCGACCAGUGUCAACGCGGUGCCUGGGCCCGCUCAUAUGUUUACGCAGUGCCCAGGCCAGCCGACUCUCUAGAUAAGGGGAUGCUAGUAUAAAGCCUUAUGUUGUAUAAGAUUAUUGAAUAGUUUUUAUCAAAUAUAUUUACAUUUAUAGUUAUUUUUUCUCUUCCAAGUUGUCUGUUUCGUGGGACAUGCGUGCGAACGCUGUUGUUGGUCUAAUGAACUAUAUAUUUGUGAAGAGUUUUAAGCUAUUGUAAAUUUUACAGAAAAUUAAAUAAAAAAAUGUUGUGAAAAUAAAUUAUAAAAAGUGAUAAACAGUG
Aricia agestis (brown argus) is the source of this 5411-nucleotide messenger RNA. Its product is annotated as terminal nucleotidyltransferase 5C. Gene Ontology annotation, biological process: mRNA stabilization. The record is from RefSeq and is a predicted model, not a curated record. The transcript is spliced from 4 exons. NCBI's taxonomy places the organism in Eukaryota, Metazoa, Arthropoda, Insecta, Lepidoptera, Lycaenidae. Gene Ontology annotation, molecular function: poly(A) RNA polymerase activity; RNA binding. The coding region runs from base 143 to 1717 and encodes 524 amino acids.